This is a messenger RNA of Scophthalmus maximus (turbot), 2826 nucleotides long. It is a transcript of the gene ttpa, whose product is annotated as tocopherol (alpha) transfer protein. Gene Ontology annotation, molecular function: phosphatidylinositol bisphosphate binding. The coding region runs from base 26 to 1357 and encodes 443 amino acids. The record is from RefSeq and is a predicted model, not a curated record. The transcript is spliced from 5 exons. Gene Ontology annotation, cellular component: membrane. NCBI's taxonomy places the organism in Eukaryota, Metazoa, Chordata, Actinopteri, Pleuronectiformes, Scophthalmidae.
UUAGAAUCUUGCUUAGGGCACCAAAAUGGCUCGAGCCGCCCCUGACGUCGACCGUCAGACAGGAAUCAGACAGUGCUGCCUUGCCGUGAACUUCUGUCUCCACUGCGCACUGAAUACAACUCCGCACCGGACACAGAAUUGGACCUCGAAGGAGAUUUUGAUUUCUUCUCAAACGGGACAAUUUAUACCUGGGCUCCAUCCACCGCGCAACGCUGUUGCUUUGGUCCAACACGUGUCCGUGCCGUGCGUGAGGUUCCUGAGCGGCCCGAGGCCCCCCCCCCCCCCCCCCCGGCCCCCCUCUCCCCCCCGGCCCCCCCUCUCUCCAGCAGUGCGCUGCCACCGGAGCGGGGGACGCCAUGAACGGGCCUCAGCUCAGCGAAGUGCCGGACGACUCGGAGCUGCUGGAGCCGUUCGUGCGCGGCCUGAGGCGGGGAGCGCUGCGCGCCGGCGAGCUGCGCGCCGUCCGGACCUUCUCCCGCGGCUUCCUCGUCAAGUUCCUGCGCGCCCGAGACUUCGACGUGGAGCUGUCCCUGAAGGUACGGAGACACCUCGCCGACGAGAGAACAGCGUGUGCCGGACAGGAGUCGAGUGUAACUCUUCCCUUCCGUUUGGACCGGAGCUCCUCACUGCGCAGCAGUGCGCAACUCCGCUCCUGCUGAACUAUCAGCGGUGGCGGAGGGAGAGUCCUGAGAUCAGCCGCUGUCUGUCUCCCUCGUCUGUGCUCGGCCUCCUCAACGCGUCGUAUCACGCCGUCCUCCCGCAGCGGGACCACGCAGGCAGCAGGGUGCUCAUCUACAGAAUUGGGCAGUGGAACCCAAAGGACUGGUCGGCAUUCCAGGUGUUCAGGGUAAGCCUGAUGACAUCAGAGAUCAUCUCCAUGGAAACAGAGACGCAGAGGCGGGGUCUGAAGGUCAUAUUUGACCUGCAGGGGUGGAGUCUAGGCCACGCCUGGCAGAUCAACCCUUCCCUCGCCAGAAAGAUCUCCUCUGUGCUUUCGGACUCUUUUCCGCUGAAAGUAAGGGGAAUUCAUCUGGUCAACGAGCCAAUGUUCUUCUGGCCGGUCUUUGCCAUGAUUCGUCCCUUCCUGCCAGAUAAGAUCAAACAAAGGAUCCAUAUGCACGGCAGUGAUUUCCACGAUUCUUUGAGUGACUUCUUCUCACCGGCUCUCCUGCCUCCAGAUUAUGGAGGGGAGGGGCCUGCAAUAGAUGACAUGUGUCAAGACUGGACCAAUCAGCUGCUUCAGUCAGAGAAUCUCCUGCAGCAGAUCGCAGCCCACCCAACGGCUGAUAUCACUAUCGAUCCUGACAACUGCUUGAUGUCAGGUGGAGCGGGGACUGAGCAGUUCUCCGACGGAUGAUGUUUGGAAGUGUGGCCACGCUCUCGAGGCCAUUUUUAUGGUCCCUAACUCCAGAUCACUAACUGUGUAAGUGGUUGGCUUUGUUGUGAGAGCUGAAAAGACAUUCAUCUGAUGGACCGAGUUUACAUGUUUGUGCAUUAGCAAACUGUCCUCCUUGUUUCAUUGGUCAUUAAAAUAUGAUCAAAGGCUCACGUUACAUCUACAUAGAGAGCCAUAGUCACAACAUCAUGUCUGGGCUAGCAGCUUUUCCCCCACCUUCUGUAACUCAGUGCCACCUCUCACUCGGCAUUUCUUUCAUUGAUCUUUCUAAAAAAACAGCUUGUUCAAAGUCAGUUAAAGUUUUUAGGUUUCCACAUCCUACUGUCAAUCAGCAAUGACACGUGUUACACAAUCUUUCUGAGGCUGCCUUUGAAGACUGAUGGUGUCACAGCAACAGGACUAGAAUGGCUUCAAAUGCGGCCGAGAAACGCAUAGUCCCAUUCCCUUUCAAUGAAAGAUCCAAUGUGUGGAUCUGCUCCUAGCAUGUACAUAUGCAUGUUGCAAACAUGUAGCUGUACUUUCUGAGGACAUGCACAGCCAACGCUCCAAACAGACGCGGGAUAUGUGCAGAAGCCAUCAUGCACAAAUGAAUGUGUCAAACGCAAAUAUAUCUGUAGUCUUACAAUGACUGUACCUGAUACUUUGAUAUUUGUAGCUAACAGCCUAUUCUCCAGUGAACCACGAUAAUGGAGUCCAAACAGUUUGUUUUCAUGUCAUCACAGAAGUUUCGCAAUUUCUGAGCAUGAACCCUGCCUUCCAUCUAAAUCAUUACUCCAUCCAGACUUAUCAGCAAACCCAAAUAAUGCAUCCUGUAUUCUAUUUCUACAUGGUCAAUCUUUUGAACUUUGCUAUUCAUUUUGUUUAAAGAUGACCAUUUCUUUCAAAUAAUUUUAGAUCAUUAAAAUGUUGCCAUUUUCAAUUGAAAAAAAUAAAAAUACUUUAAUAAUUAAAGUAUCAACAUGAAUUACAUUGUAAUUGAAGAGUUCCAGCUGUAAGGUAAUAGCUGUUUGGAGUAUUCGGUGAUUCAUUGCACAUUUGGACCAACGCUUUUAUACCAUAUAUGCAGGUAUUGUAAAAAUUUGAAUUUGACAAUGAAUUAUUAAUUGUUUUUAUUAUUUGCUGGAAAAAUUAGAAAAGGUUCCUAAUGAUUUGUUUAUUUGACUUUGCCUUUAAAAAGAUAUAUAUUUCUAUAUAGUUACAUAAAGGAAAAGUAAACAAAAGUGCAAGUUAUGAUAUUGUUAUGUUGUGACAUUUUUAACUAUUUAUACUAAUCAGAGAUGUACAUGAGCCCAUUGGCUGUAUCCUAACUUGCUCGUUUUGUAAUGUACUGCAACGAUUGAAUUCUUCAAUGUCAGCUAAUAGGAAAUGUGUGCAGUUGAAUGGGGCAAUUAAAUGAAAGGACAUGUUAAUAAAUGGUGUGUUGGAACAUU